Molecule: messenger RNA, 735 nt
Organism: Chelmon rostratus (copperband butterflyfish)
Lineage: Eukaryota; Metazoa; Chordata; Actinopteri; Chaetodontiformes; Chaetodontidae
Product: trypsin-2-like
Exons: 5
Coding region: 1-735 (244 amino acids)
Biological process (GO): proteolysis
Molecular function (GO): serine-type endopeptidase activity
Source: RefSeq, a predicted model, not a curated record
AUGAUUGGUCUGACUGUUCUCAUGCUCCUGGGUGCUGCAGCUGCAGCCCCUAUGGAUGACAGGAUUGUAGGUGGCUACCAGUGUGAUGCCCACUCCCAACCCUGGCAGGCGUCUAUCAACAUCGGCUACCACUUCUGCGGUGGCUCCCUUAUCAAUGACCAGUGGAUCGUCUCUGCUGCCCACUGCUGGCAAAAGUUUAUUGCCAUCUUGGGUGACAAUCACAUCUGGGUGAACGAGGGCACGGAGCAGUUCAUGUCCGUGGACGCCAUCUACUGGCAUGAGAGUUACGACUACCAGACUCUGGACUUCGACAUCAUGAUGCUGAAGCUGGCACAUCCCGUCACCAUCAACGACUACGUCCAGCCAGUGGCCCUGCCCAAAGCCUGCCCCACACCUGGGGACAUGUGCAUGGUGUCUGGAUGGGGAAACAUCUACACUGAUCAAGUGUUCAACCCAUUUUACCUUCAGUGUGUGGAAGUCCCCAUUCUGUCUGACGCGGACUGUGAAGGCUCCUACCCUGGACAGAUCACUGACCGCAUGGUGUGUGCUGGAUACCUGGAGGGAGGCAAGGAUGCUUGUCAGGGUGACUCUGGUGGUCCUCUGGUGUGUAACGGGGAGCUGCAGGGCAUCGUCUCUUGGGGCUAUGGCUGCGCUCAGCCUAACGCCCCGGGCGUUUACACCAAAGUCUGCUCUCUGAUGCCCUGGAUCGAAAAUGUUCUCUCCAGUUACAGCUAG